This is a messenger RNA of Scatophagus argus, 2194 nucleotides long. RefSeq names its product protein arginine methyltransferase 2 (gene prmt2). The transcript is spliced from 9 exons. Bases 173 to 1423 code for a protein of 416 amino acids. NCBI's taxonomy places the organism in Eukaryota, Metazoa, Chordata, Actinopteri, Scatophagidae. The record is from RefSeq and is a predicted model, not a curated record. Gene Ontology annotation, biological process: peptidyl-arginine methylation. Gene Ontology annotation, cellular component: nucleus. Gene Ontology annotation, molecular function: protein-arginine N-methyltransferase activity; protein binding.
UGACGUCAGAACAGGAAGUGUUGGUGAUAUCUAUCCCAGUUUACGUGUUGUUAUGUUUCUCCCGCUCAUCUCUUCUUCAGCUUCUUAAAGUUACUCAAAGAGUCACUGCGGAAUCUCGUGAAAAAGCGAAACUUUCCUAACUAAACAGUCGCGGAAACAACCGCCGUCAGACAUGCAGAAGGACAGGGAUGAGGACGAUGCAUCUCCUGAAGAGUUUGUUGCCCUGUCUGACUUCACCGCAGGGGACAGCGACCAGCUUAGCUUCAGCCGCGGGGACAGGGUGUUCGUGCAUGCCAAGCCUUCAUCAGAGUGGUGGUGGGCAGAGCUGGAUGGGGACAUAGGUUAUGUCCCUGCCGGCUACCUGCGCCAGGAUGGUGCUGAGGAUGAAGACGACGCCUCUGUGGAGGACCCAUGGCAAGAUGAGGAAUACUUUGGCAGCUAUGGGACACUGAAGCUUCACUUGGAGAUGCUGUCCGAUAAGAGCCGCACUGAGGCGUACCGCCAUGUUAUUCUCAGCAACAGCGCUUCUCUGAGGAAUAAGGUGGUGAUGGAUCUCGGCUGUGGGACCGGUAUCAUCAGCCUGUUCUGUGCACAGCUGGCACAACCCUCAGUGGUGUAUGCUGUGGAGGCGAGCCCCAUGGCGGAGUACACCAGACAGCUGGUGAAGCAGAACGGCUGUGAGGAGGUGGUCACGGUGCUCCAGGAACGAGCUGAGGAGAUCGAGCUACCUGAGCAGGUGGACGUCCUGGUGUCCGAAUGGAUGGGUAACUGCCUGCUGUUUGAGUUCAUGGUGGAAUCAGUCUUGUUGGCCAGGGACCGCUGGCUCAGGGAAGGCGGCGUGAUGUGGCCCUCAUCUGCCGCCCUCACCCUGGUGCCGUGUCAGGCCGACAGCUAUUACGCAGAGACAAUGGCCUUCUGGGAGCGGCCCUACGGUCUGGACUUCACUCCUCUUCAGCCUUUAGCACAACAGGAGUUCUUCACUAAGCCAAAGUUCAGCCACCUCGUCGAGCCCGAUGACUGCCUCACUGCCCCCUGUGAUGUCCUGUGCCUGGACAUGUACAGUCUGCAGGUCCAUGACCUGGAGGAAAUGAAGGGUCAGUUUCAUUUUUGUGUGGAAAAGUCCGGCGUUUUCCAUGGAUUCACCUCCUGGUUCACUGUUCAUUUCGAGAGCUUGGAGACAGGGGGCGCACCAGUGGAACUGAACACCGGACCUGCCUCUGAGCCGACACACUGGAAGCAGACUCUGUUCAUGCUGGACAAGCCAGUCAGCGUGUGUGCUGGAGACUCCAUCAGCGGAGCAAUUGUCCUGCGCAGGAACCCCGUCUGGAGACGACACAUGACCGUUACCCUGCACUGGAACAUUAACGGCAGCACGGAGGACAACUGCCAGGCGGGGACCAAGAGUUUCCCCAUGUGGCGGUGACAGAUCGUCCGUCAGCGGCUGGAGAUCCACAGAAAACAGUCUAAUGCCUCGUCUGUAUCGGGUCAGCGAGGUAUCACAGAGAACAUGAAGGUCAGAGGAGAGUCAUCUGGCGGGACAUGCGGACCGAGUGUUAUGCCUGAUAACCACAGGCCCUGGUGAUACAACACACGUUCUUGACUUGAAUGUUUAUUGGAUUAGGCGGAAAAAGAGGCUGAGAAGGUGUUGUGUUGAUGACCGAGACGACAAAUAGUUUUUAAGAGACAUUUGUGGUCUGAAGACACAACAAAAGAAAUGGUUCACUCCACCACAUUAUGCUUUUAUUUUGGUUCUAUGUUCAUAUUGUUUUACAACCGGCACCUCAUUUACAUUGUACUUGGUACAAGUGCUACACAUGCCAACACACUUGAUUGGAUUUUAGAAAACAGAUUUAACUCUACUGAACGCCACUGAAAUGUUAGCUACAAAUGUUCAAUCAUCUUGUUAGCUAAAAUGUGCCUCAAAAACCACACUGUAGUACCUACAAAGAUAAUUCAUCAUUCACAAUAAAAUUAAAUAACAUGUUUAUAUAAACCACAAAAAAACAACAUUUUGGGAGCUGUUCAGCUACAAUUUGUUCUUUUUCCCUUUCUCUGUAAUUUGUAAACAUAUAACUUUCAUCUGUUCUGUUGGAUUUGAAAGUUUGGAUUUGACAUUUGUGUUUGUUAUCAUGCACUGUGCCAGAACUGCAGUGACACAUUUCUUAAUUAAAGACCAUAUUUGGUUUGGAUGCAA